CGGGCGCCACGCGAGAGGCCGGCGUGAGCGUGAGAGCGCGCGGAGGCAGUGGCCGCCGGCGGCCCGGACCCGCCCGCCGCCGCGGUUACCGCCGGCAUGAGCCACAUCCAGAUCCCGCCGGGGCUCAUGGAGCUGCUGCAGGGCUACACGGUGGAGGUGCUGCGGCAGCAGCCGCCCGACCUCGUCGACUUCGCCGUGGACUACUUCAGCCGCCUGCGCGAGGCCCGCGUCCAAGCCUUCGUGCCGUCCGCCGCCCCUCCCUCAGCGGCGGCCGAGCCGGGGCCCAGCCCGCUCCCCGUCGCCGACGAGAACGCCGACAGCGACUCCGAGGAAGACGCCGACCUGGAAGUUCCGAUUCCUAGCAGAUUUAAUAGACGAGUAUCAGUCUGUGCCGAGGCCUAUAACCCUGAUGAGGAGGAAGAAGAUACUGACCCAAGGGUGAUUCAUCCUAAAACUGACGAACAGAGAUGCAGACUUCAGGAAUCUUGCAAAGAUAUUCUCCUUUUCAAAAAUCUUGAUCAGGAACAGCUUUCUCAGGUUCUUGAUGCCAUGUUUGAAAGGAUAGUCAAAGUUGAUGAACAUGUCAUUGAUCAAGGAGAUGAUGGAGACAACUUUUAUGUCAUAGAAAGGGGAACUUAUGACAUUUUGGUAACAAGAGAUAAUCAGACACGCUCUGUUGGUCAGUAUGAUAAUCGUGGCAGUUUUGGAGAGCUAGCUCUGAUGUACAACACCCCAAGAGCUGCUACCAUUGUCGCUACUUCUGAAGGCUCCCUUUGGGGACUGGACCGGGUGACUUUUAGAAGAAUCAUAGUGAAAAACAAUGCAAAAAAAAGGAAGAUGUUUGAAUCAUUUAUUGAGUCUGUGCCCCUCCUUAAAUCACUAGAGGUAUCGGAACGAAUGAAGAUUGUGGAUGUCAUCGGAGAGAAGGUCUAUAAGGAUGGAGAACGCAUAAUCACUCAGGGUGAAAAGGCUGAUAGCUUUUACAUCAUAGAAUCUGGGGAAGUGAGCAUUUUGAUUAAAAGCAAGACUAAAUCAAACAAGGAUGGUGGGAACCAGGAAGUUGAGAUUGCCCGCUGCCAUAAGGGGCAGUACUUUGGAGAGCUUGCACUGGUCACCAACAAACCCAGAGCUGCUUCGGCUUAUGCAGUUGGAGAUGUCAAAUGCUUAGUUAUGGAUGUGCAAGCAUUUGAGAGGCUUCUAGGGCCCUGCAUGGACAUCAUGAAGAGGAACAUCUCACACUAUGAGGAACAGCUGGUGAAGAUAUUUGGCUCCAGCAUGGAUCUAAUCGACCCUGGGCAGUAGGUGUGCCACAUGCUAGAGCCUUCUCAGUGUGACACCAAAACCUUCCGGUCAGCCACAGAACACACACGGAAAACAGACACGACAGAACCGUUCCUGCUGUUGCCACCGCCGCUGCCAUUGCUGUGGUUAUGGGCAUUUAGAAAACUUGAAAAGUCAGUACUAAAGGACGGACAGAGGUUCGACCCACACCUCCACUCUGCUUCUGAAAGCCCGUUACUAGACCACUUGUAGUGAUUAUUCCAACCCGGUUUUCACAUCUUGGUUCAGAAUGGCAUGUCUCUCCAACAAGUUAAGUGCCUGAUACAAAGUCCAAAGUAUAAACAUUCUCCUUUCCUCUCUUGCUGCUACUGUUACUUUUGGAAGUUGUCACAAGGUCUGCAGAAACCCUUUGUGUAACUGUAGACAUGCUCAGCCGGUCUUUCUCAAGGGAGCAAAUGCUGUAGCUCUGUCUCCUCAUUUAUCCUUUGAGAAAGCCGACAUUGGUUCACAAUUGCAGCCUUGGGAGUUUUACUGUAGAGGACGGCAGCAGAUGUGAGUGAGGUGUGUGCUCCAGUGGCACUGUCCUGUGUGCUGACAGCUGCACACACCACAGCGGCCUCUGAACCCACAGAGAUGCCCAGGGCCCAGCAGGCCAGCUCCCAGAGCACUCAUAGGUCAGUGGGUCCCAUGUUGGAACAGCAAAUUUGGGUUCAGCACAUUUUACUGGUAGUAGAGAGCCAGGAAAGGUUUUCUGGGUUAGGGUUUUUUGUUUUCUACUAUGUUUAGUAGGUUUUUGUUUUGUUCUGUUCUGUUUAACCUCUGUGCAGUUUGCAUGAAUGAAUUGCUGUCCACUUAUAAAGAGCCAGGGUCUGGAGGUGCCAUUACUUUGUCUGACCCUGGGCAACUCCUGCCAUUUCGUGUAUCCCGUUGCCCUGCCCGCUGAUGGCAGUAUGUUGGCAAGAGGCUGUACUGCAGUGAGCCCUUACCUUCUGCUCUACGAUUGUCGCAAAGCUUCAACAGCCUUCAGUUUUUAAAUUGUCAAAAGAUCUUUUUAAGUUCUCUAUGGAAUUCUCCUUAGACGUAUUCAUAUAUAUGGAGUUUGUCAGCUCACCCAGACAUUCAUCUUAAAGAUGAAUUCUAUUAUUUUUAAAAAUUGGCAUCAUUUAUAAUUUCAGAGAAUUAAAGUUUUUCUGAUUAAGAUGUUGAGAUAGUUGGGUUUCUAAUUGUUAAUCCCAGGAGAAGUUAAUUUAGCUUAUAUCUAAAGCUUUUUAAACUUUUAAUUAUAUCAGGUAGAAUUAUGAUCGGUUAUCCUAAUUAGUUGGUAUGUAAAUUUUCUUUCUUCAGAAUGACUUAAAAUCAGAUGCUACAGGGACUCCUAGGAGCAGUAUAAGAUUUACAUAUAGAUAUAUCAAAUAUUGUAGCCAAAUUUAUAUUAAAUCAAGAGGCCCUUUCCAAUAUGAUUUUCUGUUUCUGUUUAACUUGUAUAACUCAAUAAAUCCCUAAGAGAUUAUAUGCUGGAGCUUGGGUCAUUCCUGUUGUGGAUAGUGAUGGAGCCUAGUCAGUUACCUUCCGUUGUCCACACAAUCUACUCUCUGCUUUUACCAGGGACUGUGUGGCCAAGAAAUUUCAGGAGUGGGUUGCCCACCACACCUUGAUAAUCCCUUACUUUUUCUUGUGCUCCAUGACGUGAAAACAGAAAGACUGCGUUCAGACUGCCCUCAGUAGCCUACAUUGCAGCUCUCAGAGUCAUGAAAGAUUAUAACUAGUGCCCCAAAACAGGCAGCUAGUCCUGGGAGAGCCCAUGUGGUGAUCCCACAUUUUCCUAAGGUUCUGCUUUCCUAUGGCAUAGCUUUAUUAUCAAAUACAUUCAGAAAGCAGACAAGAACCACGCGUUUCUUGUAAAAGUAGCAGCUUCACUGGGCUUCAGGAGUGACACCAGGGUCCAGCCCCAGACCUUGUGAGAAAGCUGUUUGAACACUGAGCAGAUGUCCCUCCCCAUCCCCCAUACCAGCAUCAAUUAGGGCUGGCAUGAAUUCCGUGCCAGAGUCACUCCUGUAGGCUUGCAAGGCAUGGGCCUUCUCAUCCAACCUCCUCACACAUCCAGGUCUGGUCUUUCCCUUCACAGAACUCUCCUUGUUGCUUUUCAGAGUAGAAUUUGUCAGGUUUAAGUUCUCCUGUUCUAACUACUGAUUGACAUAUGGAUCAUCAGUCUAGACCUUGAGGAGGCUGGGUUCUAGCUUGAGGAAGGGAGACUUUAAAGAGACCAGUGUGAGUCAGACAGGACAUAGCCAUUAGCACAGUGCCAGGACCUGACAGCGUUCCAGUUCUCACUGAAGCAUGAGGAACCGAAGGUGGCAGGUCGAAUUCAACUCAGGGCUGUGGUGUCCACGUUACACCAGGCAAGCCUUGCACUGAUGGUUGGUCCCCAUAGGAAGGAGCAUGGAUUGGGAAGAGAUCCCUCUAUUAACUGUUUUAUGUUGUUCUCUUAUAUUGGUUAGGGCUGCAUGCCCUCUUUUAUGGCUUUGCUGCUGUUUUUGGAUGGUAGAGCAACUUUCUGGAAACCCUGAGGUCCAAUCUGAAGUGUCUCCUUCUUUUUGGCCCCUAGCUUAUCCCAUCCACUCUUCUCAGAAGGAAUGGUUCCUGUAUUCUUGUCCUCUUAGUCAAUAUCUUCAUAUAGAAUUGCUGUGGGUUCUCAGACCAGAGCAGAGUUUUUCUUUGAGCAGUUUAAUGAGCAAAUUCAGCAGCAAAGUAGCAAGAGAUGGUUCUCCAGCAAGGACAAGUCACGUUCCUCCUCCGCUUGCCCAGACUCUCUGUUCAUGAUGGUGUAGUCAGCGAGAGGUGCCAGUGGCACCCAGCAGCACCCUGGGCACACAGCAUUUCAUGUCGUGUCACAGUGACAGCCCUCUCAUUUAGAAAAACUGAAAGAGCAUUUUGCACAGAGAAAAAAGAAAAAGACCCAUGAAUGUCACCUUUCAUCUUUUGUUUUUAGUUGGCUGAUGGAAUUUUUGUUCUUGACAUGCACUUGUAAACCAAUCUUGCCAAGAUACAAGUUGUUUUGGUUUUUCACUACAAUUACCUCUUGUUCCUCCUGUCUUGACUGCUGACGUUCCUCAAUGAUUCUAAUGUCUAUUUUAUGGGAAGCAGCCUUCCCAUGGGUUUCCUUUUACAUACUGCAGGGCUAUCUUUAUACUUAAAAAAAAAAAAAAAAAAAAAAAGGACAAAAACUGUCACUAACCUCAUGGGGGAUUUGCAGAAAAAUCAUUCAGCCCAAUUUGAGCAAAGGGUAGAUUUCUCAUUGUUUUUUUUGAAGCUCAUUGUAAUUGUAAUAAAUCAAAUUCAGCAUUAUUGUGCUACCUCAAUGGUAAAAAUGUUUUAAGGUCUUCGUUGGGUCCUGAGUUCUAACAUAGUGUUUGAAAUGUCUUUCAAUUGGAAUUAUUUUUUAAAUCAUUGGGAUGAAUCAUUUUAAACUGUUUUACACUUGUAUUUUAAUCUCAGAAUAAGUGAUUAGAAAGCAAUCAAUUCUUGCUCUGUGGUAUUAACAUAUAAUUAAAAAUCAUUAAGAUUAAAUCAUUGUUUGCCAUAAACAAGGUUGGGUUUUUUAAAAGGAAACUCUAGGGCUUGGCUUCACUCUUGGUUAAUAAAGGCUGACAAAUCAUGUCUGAG
Messenger RNA from Lepus europaeus (European hare), 4944 nucleotides. It is a transcript of the gene PRKAR2A, whose product is annotated as protein kinase cAMP-dependent type II regulatory subunit alpha. Gene Ontology annotation, biological process: regulation of protein phosphorylation. NCBI's taxonomy places the organism in Eukaryota, Metazoa, Chordata, Mammalia, Lagomorpha, Leporidae. The coding region runs from base 97 to 1302 and encodes 401 amino acids. Gene Ontology annotation, molecular function: cAMP-dependent protein kinase regulator activity. The record is from RefSeq and is a predicted model, not a curated record. The transcript is spliced from 11 exons. Gene Ontology annotation, cellular component: cAMP-dependent protein kinase complex.